Molecule: messenger RNA, 6446 nt
Organism: Daktulosphaira vitifoliae (grape phylloxera)
Lineage: Eukaryota; Metazoa; Arthropoda; Insecta; Hemiptera; Phylloxeridae
Product: A disintegrin and metalloproteinase with thrombospondin motifs 20-like
Exons: 27
Coding region: 229-5742 (1837 amino acids)
Biological process (GO): extracellular matrix organization; proteolysis
Cellular component (GO): extracellular matrix
Molecular function (GO): zinc ion binding; metalloendopeptidase activity
Source: RefSeq, a predicted model, not a curated record
UAUGAACCGUCCAGUCGGUGGUACACGCGGUCUGUGCCGGUUCAACUGCCCUCUACAGCUCUCGCGCGACGCGCGAAUUCCCGAUCGUUACUAAAUAUAUAUUACUUAAGAUCUUAUUACAAAGUUUUUUAGAAUUGGGUUGACUGGGUUUUCCAUACUUGGCCGUUUUUGGAUUCAAUCCGGUAUUCCGUGGCCUUGCCAUAGGUUUUCCCACAGUUCAUUGUCUUCAUGAGCUCAAAAACACUGAUACAGCCGCGCGUGUCCAAGUGGCCGCUCAUAGCCGCUGUGGUAGGUGCUCUGUUCGUCAUGUCGGUCGUUACGUUGAUGGCCGCCAUGGCAUGGACAGCCGUCGGCUACGGUAAGUCACCGGUAGGAGGCUACUUGGAAAUCGUCAGUGAAUUUGUAACUGUUAACGACACCGAUCUUUAUGGCAGUCCCUCGGAGGAGAACACGAAUGACCCAUUCAAUUUACAAUCAGAUGAAACUCAGGCAAUAGAAAUGGUUCCAGAGCAAAUGAAAAAAAAACUGUCAUUUAAUGAUUAUCAUGAUAGCAGUAAAUUUGACAAAGAGUUUGUCAAGCCAGUCAAGUUUAUUCCUAAGUCAUUACAUUCUCACGAUAUUCUUUACGGUGGAGAUAAAGUUGACCAAGAAAAGUUAACAAAACACCAUUCGGGUCAAUUUCGAAACAAAACGGCAUUUAUAUGGGACCCUCAUCCUGAAUACGAAUUUAAAGCGUUUGGGAAGACAUUUCAUUUGAUUCUUGUUCAUGAUUCUAUGUUUGUUUCUCCAGGAAUUAAAGUGACUCACAUGAAAUUAAAUGAAUCAUGGAGGGAACCUCCAAAUGUGAAAGUUGAUGGAUGUUUUUAUUCUGGAAAUGUAUCAGGAGAAUUGGGAUCAAUUGUUACAGUUAGCUUGUGUGAUGGAAUGACUGGCCAUAUUCGAACUUCUUCUAAUAAUUACUUCAUCGAGCCUGCGGAAAUAGCUAGUGACCAUUUAACUCCCGUUCUACAUGUGUUUUACCGGGCACGCUCAACAGCUUUUGUUCCUGCGAGUAAUAGUUUACCUAGCGAUAGACUAGAGCAACAGAUACAUCAUUUUGAUCAACAUUGUGGCUUACAAGAUAAUGAAGUUACUAGUGAAUCGGAUACAUUAGUUGAUGAUUUACUUGUAUCAGAAUCUUCCAGUUUCAUACCAAGUACCUCUGAAAUUCCUCAUACGCCAAAAUUUCGAAGGAAACGAUCUCUUUCAUCUGAACAUAUUGUCGAAUUGAUGGUUGUAGCCGAUAAAAAAAUGUCUGAAUAUCAUGGACAUGAGCUUAACAACUAUAUUCUUACAUUAAUGUCAAUAGUUUCAAAAAUAUAUAAAGAUAAAAGUAUAGGAAAUCCAAUGCAUAUAGCUGUGGUAAAACUAGUUAUUUUAAGAGAUAACUUAGUUGAGAGCCGCAACCGUUUGGGAGGUAUAGCUGCUGCUGAUAUGUUACAUAGAUUUUGUGAAUGGCAAGCAUAUCAUAACGAUGAAAACGAUUCUAGUAACAAUCACCAUGAUACGGCGUUAUUGUUGACUCGAGAACAUGUUUGCCGUAAUCACAAUCUAAAAAAAUGUGACAAUACAUUAGGUUUGGCUCAAUUAGGGACAAUGUGUAAAAUUAAUAGUUGCGCUAUCGUCCAGGACAACGGUUUGAGUGCUGCGUUCACUAUUGCUCACGAGCUUGGACAUGUAUUGAGCAUGCAUCAUGAUGAUGACGCCAAGUGUAAAGAAUAUGGACAACUAGAUAGCGUGCAACAUGUCAUGUCUAGAAUGUUAGGUCACAAUUCACAUCCUUGGACUUGGUCUGCUUGCAGCAGACAUUUUUUAACGGAAUUUUUAGAUGCUGGAAAUGGUAAGUGUCUACAAGACGAUGCGACAAAUGAUUACUUGGAAAACGAUAGAAAUCAAAACGAAAAAUAUUUACCUGGUGAAAAUUACACAGAAGAUAAGCAAUGUGAAUUAAUAUAUGGGCCAGGAUCAAAAAUAUGUUCAUAUAUGCCAGUUUGUCAACGGUUAUGGUGUACAACGGGAUCAGACGAAAAAGAUGGUUGUAGGACACAACAUAUGCCUUGGGCAGAAGGAACACAAUGUUGGAAUAGCAGAAACUGGUGUCAACAGGGAAAAUGUGUAACAAAAGAUCGAAAUGCUCUUAAACCUGUUAAUGGUGGAUGGGGACCAUGGCAACCAUAUGGUGAGUGUACGAGAACUUGUGGUGGCGGAGUGAAAAAAAGUUACAGAGAUUGCAAUAACCCACCACCGUCUAACGGAGGAAAGUAUUGUAUUGGUAAAAGAGUUCAGAUUGGUAGUUGUAAUACAAAAGAUUGUCCACCAGAUACACCUGAUUUUCGAGGUGAACAAUGUGCAAAAUUCAAUAACAAUUCAUUCAACAUUCCAGAACUAAAAACUGAUAUACAGUGGUUGCCAAAAUAUGGAGGAGAUGGUGAUGAACGUUGUAAACUCUACUGCCGAGUCUCAUCUUCAGCAACAUAUUACCAAUUAAAAGAUAAAGUGGUAGAUGGAACCCCUUGCUCACCAGACAGUUACGAUAUAUGUGUUAAUGGGAGGUGUGAAAAAGCUGGUUGCGAUCAUGUUUUGGGUUCCACUAGUCAAUUGGAUUUAUGUGGUAUAUGUGGUGGAAACAAUUCCAGCUGUAAACAAAUUUCUGGUUUUCAUAAUAUUUCAAAGCAAGGGUACUCUGAAGUCCUUCAAGUACCAGCUGGAUCCUCCAACCUAGAUAUUCGACAACAUGGAUACCAUGGUUCUAGUAAAGACGAUAAUUAUUUGGCUUUAGUUGAUAGUACUACUGGCGAGUACAUACUUAAUGGCAACUAUGUUUUGAGCAUGUUCAGCAAAAUUAUAGUGUAUGGUGGUACAUUUAUAGAGUAUAGUGGUUCUGAUGCGCCUGUCGAACGUAUUAACUCAUCUAAACCAUUGAAUAAAGAUAUAACUGUAGAAGUAUUGUCAAUGGGAAAGCUAUACGCUCCAGAUAUAGUUUAUCAAUAUACUGUAAUGCGAGAAGAACGUGAUCUUUACACAUGGGCACUAACUAACGAAUGGGGGCCUUGUGAUCAAAUUUGCAAUGGGGAGCAAUUAAGGGUAUAUGUGUGCAUAAGAAAAGCAACUGGUGAAGAAGCUCAAGGUUAUUGUAGUGAUCGGGAUGUGCCUCGUCCACAUAAACAGUCUUGCAACACUCAUUGUUUACUCAAAUGGAAAAUAAUUGGUCAAUCUGAAUGUUCCGUAGAAUGUGGUUUAGGUACACGUACUCAAAGCUCAGUUUGUAUACAAGAAAUUCACAAACGCUCUUCAACUCAAAUGCCUGAUACUAUGUGUUCACAUUUAAUACAACCUUCUAGUAGUAUUCCCUGUACAGGUCUUUGUUUAGAAACUCAUUGGAAAUAUAAAGAGUGGUCUACUUGUUCCAAAUCGUGUGGAACUGGUGUGCAAUAUAGAGAAGCAUUUUGUGUAAACAACAACGGUGACUUAAAAGAAGAGAUUUCGUGUAAUGCUGAUGAAAAAAUUAUUUCUCGAUCAUGUAAUACUGAAAAAUGUCCUGAGUGGUCCAUGGGAGAUUGGUCUUCGUGUUCAGCUACAUGUGGUGAAGGUUUAAAAGAACGCUCUGUAUGGUGUACUGAUAACACUAAAGUGUUGCCGCCUGCGUAUUGCGAUACAAAUACACAACCUGUUCAAAAGGAACCAUGUAAAACGACUAUUUGUCCAGCAUGGUUAAUUGGCCAGUGGUCCCCAUGUUCUGUAACUUGUGGAAAAGGCAUAGUUCGUCGGAUUGUAAAGUGUAAUGUGCCUGAAGAUACGGCUUUCGCCUUCAUUCCCAAACCUGCAGAAGAAGAAGAAUGUAUGCUGUACUUAUGCCCAGUUGCAACUACAACAUCGGUGUAUGACGAGAGACAUGAAAAUGAAAUAUUUGAAAAUCCCGAGGAACACGAAUCUAAUUCCAUACAAAUAAGUAGUAAACUAUACACAUGGAAAGCUGAACAUUGGUCCAACUUCCAGUGUUCAUCAUCUUGUGGUCAAGGUUAUCGAAGAAGGCCAGUAAAUUGCGUAAACACUGUAACUGGUAAAUCAGUCUCAGAGCUGUUGUGUAAAACUAAAAAUAGACCAAAACACACUCAAGUUUGUAUUGCACCAAUGUGCGUUACUUGGUAUGCGGGAGCAUGGAAAGGAUGUUCAACUGAAUGUGGCCAAGGUUUUGAAGAACGUGAUGUUACUUGUGUGUCAUCUGUAAGUGGUCAGUUAGUAGAUGAGACACAUUGUGCUGUACAGAUGGAAAAACCAGAAUCCCGAAGGUCUUGCGAAAGUCAUAAAAGAUGUAAGCCGGUUGCCAAAUGGAAAAUCGAAAAAUGGGGAGAUUGUUCUGCAUUUUGUGGGAAAGGUAUACAAGAGAGAAAUGUGGUAUGUCAGUCUAUAAGAGGCAAUGAUGAAGAUGAAGAAUUGUGUCCUGAACCGAAACCAGAAACAUUUACACCAUGUAAUAAUCGUCCAUGUGAAUCUAAACAAAUUUCAAUUAAUUCUUGGAAUUAUGGCGAAUGGUCCAAGUGUAACGUUACAUGUGGCAAUGGUUAUCAAAAUCGACAGGUUAAAUGUCAAAAUAAUGAAGGAGUUUUAUUACCGGCUAAUCAGUGUAAUGGGCUAAAGAAACCAGAAAUCACUCAGUCCUGUCGAACUUCAGUAAUAUGUCCUAAAUCAUCAGUUAUUUCAGUGUCAGGAGUACAAUACAAAUGGUGGGCAUCGCGAUGGUCACCUUGCUCGGCUACUUGUGGCCAAGGUAUGCAAAAUCGACAAGUUAGCUGUCGGUAUUUACAUAGAGAUGGAUGGAAGUAUGCCUCGAGUGAAAUUCUAUGUGAAGGCUCUGGUAAACAACCAGCUACACAGAAGUUAUGCAAUCUUCGUGCCUGUCUGACUCCAACUGAAUAUACUUGGAAGCCUGAUCAUUGGCGAGAGUGUUCACAUGUAUGUGGCAAAAAAGGUCGGCAGACCCGUCGAGUGUACUGUGUUAAUAAAGCAAUGAAAAAAGUACGAAGGAAAAACUGUGACUGGAGUAUUCGCCCCCCUAGGAAACAGAAGUGUAAUCAAAAAAAGUGUACUGGUUACACAUCAUGUGCCGAUGUCUUACGAAAAUUUCCUCAUUCAAUUGAUAAAGAGUAUAUACUCACUAUACUUGGUCGUAACAUAUCAAUUUAUUGUCAUUCAAUGAGUACCAGAGUACCCACUGAGUAUAUUACAUUGCUUAAAGAUAGCGAAAAUUAUUCUGAAAUGUAUGAUAAAAGACUUAAAGAUCCUACAACUUGUCCUUUUAAUGGUGAAAGACAAGAUAUUUGCCCAUGCCAAGAUAUGCCUUAUAUUUCUUCUGGUUUGACUAAAUUCUAUAAAAUACGAUUCAACGUAACCUCGCUUACGAUAGAAUCCAGAGAUUUCACAUUUGCUAAACAAAUACAUGGUAGAUUUGUACCAUAUGGUGAAGCUGGUGAUUGCUAUAGCAAAUUUAAAAGUGGGUGCCCCCAAGGAAAAUUUAGUAUAGACUUGAAUGGGACAGGUAUGAAAAUUUCCCAAAAUGUUAUGUGGAUUAAAAGGGGGCUUGACACCUCGUCAAGGGUGAACAAAAAUGAAGAUAACACGAAAAUUACUGGAAGGUGUGGUGGUUAUUGUGGAUCGUGUGCUCCAGACCAGAGCUUAAAAUUGGACGUAGUUACAUCAAAUUAAAUCGAUUAAGUUAAUCUCUGGUUAGUUUAUAUCUCAGAGUCAUAUAUAUAUAUAUAUAUAUAUACAGUAUACAAGUAACAUAAUAUUUAUGUAUCAAUGUAUACUUCAUUAAGUAAACAACUACUUACACAUAGUGGUCAGAGUUGAAACAGUUACCAUUGUUACACGGCCACUGAUGGACUGAAAAUAAUCCCAAAUUUAGAAAUAAUUUUUAUACUUAAAAUUAAGUAGCUUAUUCAUAUUCAACAAAUUUGUGACUACAGCGUAGUGUCAUAAAAUGUUGUUACUAUACAAUUUUGAUAUUUAAUAUAUGGAAUAAAAUAAUAUUGAUUUCGCCCAAGAAAUGAAAUAAGAUGAGCUUACAGCAAAUUGUAAAUGAUGAUGUCUCUUAAUCUAAGUGUUGUAAGGUUAAAAAUAAAAAUGUUAUUACAAUAUAUAAAUCGAAUUUAUAGACCUCUCUAUAAUAAAUAAAUUUUCAAUUUAAUAGUAUCACUAAAUAUUACAUUUUGACUGAUUUGUAUUAAUAUUAUGAAAAAUAUUAUUUAUGUAACUGUUUAAAUUACAAAAUAGAAGUAAACAGACUCUCAAAAAUAAAUAACAUGAUUAAAAUUAUUUCUUGAUAUAAGCAACCUUUAAAAUAUUAAUAUCAGUUUGUAAAAUUUUUAAAAAGUAUUUCAAAUUUUGGAACUAAUUGGAAUGAUAAA